This is a messenger RNA of Cyphellophora europaea CBS 101466, 609 nucleotides long. RefSeq lists its product as uncharacterized. The transcript has 3 exons. The coding region runs from base 1 to 609 and encodes 202 amino acids. The record is from RefSeq and is a predicted model, not a curated record. NCBI's taxonomy places the organism in Eukaryota, Fungi, Ascomycota, Eurotiomycetes, Chaetothyriales, Cyphellophoraceae.
AUGCAGAACGCCCGAGUUAGUGAAACCUGUCAGGUCGACAACAAAGAACGCGACGCGACUUCCGUCAGCUCAAAAUGGAAUAUGGACAGCCUCCGCAACAUCCUGCAUUACAUCUGGAACCUGGAAUGGCGCGAAAAGAUCGAACAUGAUUGUCUAUUCUGCGACUCCACCAACUUUAGAGAAGUUGUCUUUGAGGACGAUACAAUCCUUGCCGUGGAGAACCACCGCAAGGCAGGAAAGUCGCACUGGCUGAUCGUGCCGAAAGCGUCGGCGGGGCGUCACAUUCGCGACAUUGAAGCUCUAACGUCCGAAGAUGUCCCUCUCUUAAACAAGAUGGACGAAGUCAAGAAGCAGCUGCUGCGGCAGCACUACCCACGAGUGCCACCCGCGGCGGUGCACUCGGGAUACCACCGAGGGCGCAGAACGCUGUUCGGCCCCGUCGUCUGGCCCGACAUCAUAUCGGUCCAUCACUUGCAUCUGCACGUCAUCGUCCAGCCCGAUUUCUGGUUGCGGUUGUUCAAAUAUCCGUCGUGGCUGCCGCUGAUGUGGAUCUCGGACCAGAAAGUGAUGGCGCGGACGUCGAGGGGUCGGGUGACACCGGGGAUGUGA